CAAUAAAAUGAAAACGAGAAAUAAACGGGAAAUCGAACCAUAGAAAUGAUCAAGGAAAUAAAUAGAGAUAAUAAACAAUAUAACCGAAAAAAAAAGAAAAGAGAAAAAGAAUAGAAAUUUAAACAAAUGUUAAAGGAAAAACAUAUUGUGUGCCUACAUCAAAGCAACUAACGAAGAGGGAAUUAAGGAAUCAGUGAUUACCAUCAAUCAGCACAAUUACGGAUCAAUCAGCAUUUAGUAUCAUUAAUGUAAUCGAUAUUUCCGUUGUAAUUCUAUCCCUAUAUAAAGGGACUAUGAAAUGAAAUGAGUAGACUAAUUCCAAUUGGCAUUUUACUUUAACACGUUAUCAGCACGCUCAGGAAAAAAACUCUAGUUUUCUUGUUUAUUUCCGUCGAAAAAAAAAACCCAAAACCCUAAAGAAGAAAAACUUUUUCUUCUUUUCUGCCGCUUUAACAAAAAAAAAAAAAAAAAAAAAAAAAAAAAACAAAACUCUGCAGAAGCAGAUCGACCUCCCAACCAAGAGAAAUUGCUCUCUGCACCGCCACUACCUGCACAACCCAGCAGCCCCGGCGUCAACACCAUCGGCCCCCAUCCUCCAAAUCCCCAUUUCUCCUCCCCGCCGCGAAGCUCGCAGCCGGCCAGACCCAAUCCAAACCAGCCUCGUCCUUCGUCCCCGCCAGCCCACACGGGCCUCCAGCCCAACCCAGAAAACUGCAGCAGCGCCUCCGCCCCUGCCUGCAAAUCACAGCAGCGCCUCCGCCUUGCAAGUCCGGCGUUUGCAGUCGCAGCCCAGCCUGCAAUACACCGGCCUGCAGCACACCACCGAGCCUCUAGCCUGCGCCGAUCCCGCCUGCAGCAGCCCGAGCGACUGCCCAGCCCCGGCGAUCCGUCGCAGCCCAGCUUGACAAGCAGCCACCUUCACCGAUCUGCUCCCACCGAUCACCUAUCCCAGCAGCCCACCGAUCACCGCUCACCUGCUGCUGCACCCAGCGCGCCUCCUCUGCAAACUAGAAGAAGACUCGAAGGACUGAAGGAGGAAGAAGAGAAAGGAAAAAGAAAAAAAACCGGCCCAAAGAAAAGGGACCCGGCCAAGAAAAAAAAGAAAAAGAAGGGCCUAAGUAUACACCCGGCCCAAAUCAAAAAAAAAAAAAAAAAAAGCAGGCCCUACAGGACCAGAAACGAAAAAAAAACAGACAAAGAAAAGAAAAAAAGGAGAAGGUCCAAAGUAAAGAUCAGGCCCAGAAAAAAAGUGCUAAUUCUCAGCCCAACAAAUCAGCAGGCCCAGCAGAACCCGAAAAAAACAUCGCUACGCACGCCUGCAUCAACACGCGCGUGCGCUAGGAUCGUUUUAUUUACUCAAAAUCAAAUGGCUGAUCCAACUCGACCUGAGUUUGACAUCUUGGACUCAGAAGGACUUGAGUACCAUCGUUGGGUUUCCGAUAUGGAAACUGCCUUUGUGGCAAAAGACUACACUGCCACCAUUACUGAUCCCAAAGAUGAUGAACUAUCUAAUAAGGUGAAAGCAGAUGCCUUAAUUUUUCUGAGGCGACAUAUUGAUCCUAGCCUACGCUGGGAGUACCUUCAGUUGAAGACACCCAAAGCACUGUGGGAUGCCCUUAAAGGACGUUUUGGGAACAUUCACGAUACUUUGCUCCCAGGACUGGCUGUUCAGUGGAAUGGAAUCCGCUUUCUUGACUAUAAAAAGGUCAAUGACUUCAACAAGGACAUGUUGCGCUUAAAGGCACGUCUCAAUUUCUGUGGAAGGGAAAUCACAGAAGAUGAUAUGAUCUCAAAGACUCUUACCACCUUUCCUAAUUCAGCUUUUAUACUAGCGAACCAGUAUCAAUUGGAUUAUGACAACAAAAGAAUCACAACCUUCAAUAAGUUGAUAAGCAUACUGCAAGUGGCUGAGAGACAAAAUAAGAUUCUCUUGAAUAACAAUGCCAGGCCCACUAGGACAAAGAAAAUUCCCGAGGCUAAUUAUGGAAAAAUGAAAGGUGGAAAUAACUCCAAUGCAAGGGGGUUUAGACGUGCUGAUCCCUACCCACGUGGCAACAAUGCACCACGUGGAAAGGGACAUGGGGAUCAUGGAAACAAGAUGCCAAAGGAAAGAGUUGACAAUGAACCAUGCUAUAGGUGUGGAUUCAUUGGGCAUUGGUACAAGAACUGCCAAGCAAACAACAGAGUAGCAGCCAAUUACAAGAGGUAUAGAGAGUCUAAAGAACAAGAGGCUCACUAUAUGGAAGAAGGAGGUCAUGACCUAGACGUCAACCUUACAAUUGCAGACUUCAAUGGCAAAGAGGAACUUGCUAAGUCAAUGGAUGCUCUCAAUCUUGACUGAUCUGCUUUAUUCAUUUUAUUUUCCAAAGACAGUUAUGAAGGCAUAAUGCCUCAUUUUUAAUUAGACUACUACUUGGUCUUAAAGUUUAUUUCAAUACUGGUUUGAUGAAUUAGAACAAGACCUUGAUUUGAUUA
Molecule: messenger RNA, 2475 nt
Organism: Rosa rugosa (rugosa rose)
Lineage: Eukaryota; Viridiplantae; Streptophyta; Magnoliopsida; Rosales; Rosaceae
Exons: 2
Coding region: 1367-2341 (324 amino acids)
Molecular function (GO): nucleic acid binding; zinc ion binding
Source: RefSeq, a predicted model, not a curated record